AUGGAGAAAAAGCCUAAUGAAAACUUUAGGCAAUACGCACAGAGAUUGAGAGAUGUGGCAAUGCAAGUCCAACCAUCAUUGUUGGAGAAGAAGACUACCAUAUUGUUCAUCAACACUUUGAAGGCUCCAUUCAUUACCCAUAUGAUUGGGAGUACUACUAAAAGCUUUGCGGAUAUAGUUAUGGCGGGAGAGAUGAUCAAGAAUGCUAUAAGAGGAGGCAAAAUCGAGGGGGAAAUAGCCAAAAGAUCGGCCCCAAUGAGAAAGGAUGGGGAAGUGAAUAAUACAAGCACCUAUAACACCAGGGCAAUCACAGUUGGUCAGUCUAAAACGACUGCGGUUGAGCAACAAAGUUCUCAAAAGAAAGAGUCGAGAACCAGGCAGGACACUGAAAGGAUGCAAUUCACACCUAUUCCCGUGACGUAUCGUGAGCUCUAUCAAAGCUUAUACGAUGCACAUGCUAUUUCUCCUUUCCAUUUGAAACCACUGCAGCCCCUAUAUCCCAAAUGGUAUGAUGCAAAUGCCAGUACUGAAAACCCGCUGCCAAAUCAUGGCGAUCAAAGAGUGAAUGCCAUUGGUGAAACCAGUGAGAGAAGAGUGAAGGAAGAUGUUAUUGAGGUGAGGAUGCCUAUGAAGGUGAUCUGGGAGGAGAUGAUGAAGAGAGGUAUGUUAACCUCUAAAAACGAGAAAGGAGAAAUAAGGAACUAUGGUGAGUUCCAUGAGAAAGAAGGAUAUGAAACUCAAGAUUGUGAAGAAUUCAAGGCCUUGGUGCAAGGCUUUAUAGACAAUAAAGAGCUACAGAUUUUUGAAGGUAGCUCUAGUAAAAAAGAAGGGAAUAAUAAAGUAGGGGCACAAGUGGUGCCUAAGGUCAUAAUCCACAAACCAGUGUCCUUCCCUUAUAAGGAUAACAAGAGGGUACCAUGGAGUUAUAACUGCCAUGUGUCAUUGCUGGAGAAAGAGGAUGUAGCCAGUACGUCCAAGGAUGUACAAAUUGAAGGUUCCCAUACACGGAGUGGGAAGGGGUAUGAUACGAUGGGUGUCAAAGAGGAGCCCAUAAAAACAAAGAAUGCUAGUGUGGAGAAGAAAAAAGAAGCUGAAGUGCCAAUCAAGGAGCCACUAGACCGGUUGGUGAACAACAUUAGCGCGGACAAUUUCAUCCACUUUAAUGAUGAUGAAAUCCCACCAGAGGGCAGGAGGUCAACUAAGGCCUUGCACAUUACCACUCGAUGCAAGGGGUACACACUCCCAAGCGUGCUUGUCGAUAAUGAAUCAGCCCUGAAUGUUCUACCGUUGUCUACAUUGAACAGAUUACCCAUUGAUGAUUCUUACAUAAAAACAUGUCAAAAUGUGGUAAGAGCGUUCGACAGAAGGCCAUGGAUACACUCAGCGGGAGCGGUGCCCUCAUCAUUGCACCAGAAAUUAAAGUUAGUGACGGAUGGAUGGUUAGUAACCAUCAAUGCAGAGGAGGACAUUAUAGCUGCAGUUACUAGCAAGGCCCUUUAUAUCGAAACAAAUGAGGAAUCUAAUGAGUGUUCUUUUCGCUCUUUAGAGUUUGUAAAUGCAACCUUCAUUUCAGAGGGGAGUGAGUUACUGGUACUAAAGAUAGCAAGAGCUACGAGGAUGGCUCUACAAAUGAUGGCAGGAAAGGGAACUUCACUAAAAAGAGGGUUAGGAAAAUAUUUGCAAGGAAGGACUCAAAUCCCUGAACUUAAAAAGAAAAGAGAUCGCUUUGGUCUAGGUUUCAAACUAGAUUAUAAGCAAAGGAAGAGGGAGAUUGAGAAGCGCCAAGAGGAAAGAGGGGCGUGCCUUAAUAGAAGAGAAAUAGAGUGGGAGCCGAUGACAUUCCCUCCAAUAUCCCGAACCUUCAUAUCGAGAGGGUUACUCAUAGAAGGAAGUCAUCAGAUUAAUGUUGUACAAGAGGAAAGAUCGGAUCAAGGAAACCUUGAGGGCAUUUGUCCUUACUAA
This is a messenger RNA of Gossypium arboreum, 1962 nucleotides long. RefSeq lists its product as uncharacterized. The record is from RefSeq and is a predicted model, not a curated record. The transcript is spliced from 5 exons. Lineage: Eukaryota; Viridiplantae; Streptophyta; Magnoliopsida; Malvales; Malvaceae. Bases 1 to 1962 code for a protein of 653 amino acids.